AGUGGUGUCGUGUCGUAGAUCGUAGCAGUUGUUGUGGAGGCAAUUGAAUCGGUAACAUACGGUAGCUAGGCUACAUUUCUUAGAAAAGAAUACAAACUAACAAAAAAAUGGUAAAACCUGUAAGAAAAUCUCCAAACAAGAACCCACCAAUAUUGAGCCAUGAAUUCAUCAUCCAAAAUCAUGCAGAUAUCGUGUCAUGUAUUGCCAUGGUUUUCGUUGUUGGCCUUAUGGUACAUGCAACAUCACCAAUAGCAUCAAUCUUCAUCACUCUGCAACAUAAUGUAACACUAGCUGGUGAGUUGCCCCUUUAUGGACCAGGAAUCAAAGACUGGGCCUGUGUAUUCUUCUACACUCUCAUCUGUAUUGUCAUUCAUGCCAUUAUCCAGGAAUACAUAUUGGAUAAAGUUUCCAAAAAGUUGCAUCUCUCCAAAUCCAAGCUGGCUGUUUUCUCCACUAGUGGCCAGCUUGCCUUUUUCUACCUCAUCUCUUCAGGCUGGGGCAUAGAUUUGAUUUUCAAGGAGCAAUACUUGACUGACAUUGCUCGCAUCUGGUCUGACUAUCCUGCCCCUAUGACCUUUUUGCUAAAGCUGUAUAUCAUUGUGCAGCUGGCUUACAGUCUGCAUGAAAUACCUGAACUGUAUUUCCAGAGGAUAAAAAAAGAGGAGUGGACUUCCAAGGCUGUGCAAAGUAUUGCAGCCACUGUUGCUGUAUAUGUACCAUAUUUUUUGAGUUUCAACCGAUUACUGGUGUGCCUUUUGGUGCUCCAUCAUAUUUCUGAGCUCUUCUAUCAUGGAUCCCUGCUUAUACAGACUGUUGAUAAAGAAGAAAAAUUCACUAAGUGGACAAAAAGGGUUUCAAAUGCAUUACAAAUCCUCGCACGCCUUGGUAGCAUUGUCUUGGCCAUUUUGACUCUAUGGUAUGGUCUUGCCUUGGGAGAGCAGCAAAGUCUGGACAUCCCAGCUGGGUAUUUCAACACUCCUCUCGUACGCAUUGUCCUUUUGGCUGGAAUUCUUCUGCUCCAAUUGUACCUUACUUUUAAUGUGAUCAAGAUGGAACUGGAGAGGUCCCGUGAAAGCAAGGCUGCUAUUGCAGCACCCAAGGGAAAGGUUCAAAAGAAAGAGAAAUCCAAGAAGAGCAAAAAAAGUGAAGAGUCUGACUUGCCUGAAGUUGACCAAAACACCAAUAAAGCUUUGAGGAAGCAGAAGGUGAAAUAAACAAUUUUUUGAAUUCAUUUUUUCUUCCUAAGAAACUCAUUUUUCGAGUUUUGUGUCUAAUUUUUGCCUCUCUUGUAAAUUGUAUCAUAUCAUUAUGAUUCCUAUCAUAAGUGGAUAAAAUGUUUUGUUAGUUUUUCAACAUGUUUUGAAAAUCAAUUUUUUUGUUAAGCAUCAUUGACUCAUUCCAUUUAUUUUGUUAUUCAAAAAAUCCCUCCAUUUAUAUACAUCUAUUAUUUUUUCAUUAAACUAUU
Phaedon cochleariae (mustard beetle) is the source of this 1465-nucleotide messenger RNA. Lineage: Eukaryota; Metazoa; Arthropoda; Insecta; Coleoptera; Chrysomelidae. The record is from the annotation of a GenBank genome assembly.